This is a messenger RNA of Dovyalis caffra, 1266 nucleotides long. NCBI's taxonomy places the organism in Eukaryota, Viridiplantae, Streptophyta, Magnoliopsida, Malpighiales, Salicaceae. The record is from the annotation of a GenBank genome assembly.
AUGUUAGUGAUUUUUGAAAUUGUAACUGUUUUAGCAGUGUUAGAAUCAGCAAGAAUAAAUGGAGAAUGUAAUCAACGCAAGCUGGAAUGUGCUCAUGGCUAUAGAAAACGCGGAAACACAUGCAUAGAAGAUGGAGAUGUUAAUGAAAGAGCUAAGAAACUUUCAGAGUGGGUAGAAAAUCGUCUUUGUGAAGCCUAUGCUGAUUUCUUGUGCUAUGGGACUGGGAUAAUUUGGGUCCAAGGGGAUGACAUAUCGAAUGAUUUAGAUGGGAACCAGCUGUUGGAAAACUAUGGCUCAGACAAUCCUGUGUAUGUGCAUACCAAAAUGAGGGCAAUAGAAACCAUUAGUGGAUUAUUGGAGACAAGGACAAAUUCCCAUGGGAAGAAAGAGUUUAAGUGUCCAGAUCUGGUGGUGGAACAUUACAAACCAUUUACUUGUCGCCUUCGUCAAUGGAUUUCUGAACAUGCUCUUGUUAUUGUGCCAGUUUGUGCAUUGGUUGUGGGAUUUACAUUUCUGGUUUGGAAAAUCCAACGUAGAUGGUACCUAUCAACCAGAGGGGAAGAACUUUACCACCAGGUUUGUGACAUACUUGAGGAAAGUGCCUUGAUGUCAAAAAGAGUAAAUACAGAAUGUGAACCUUGGGUGGUGGCCUCUCGAUUACGAGAUCAUCUGCUUUCGCCCAAAGAAAGGAAAGACCCUGUUUUAUGGAAAAAGGUUGAGGACUUAGUGCAGGAAGAUUCUCGAGUAGAUCGGUAUCCUAAGCUAGUGAAGGGUGAUUCAAAAGUAGUGUGGGAAUGGCAAGUUGAAGGUUCGUUGAGCUCAGGGAGAAUGAGAAAAAAGGUAGAUUCAAGCAAAUUAAAGUACAACGAUGGCAUAAAAGAGAAUUUUGACAAAGGACGCCAUGAGUUGAAGCCCGAUGACAAAUAUUUGUACAGAGCCCAAGAUAUUGAUGUUUUGAUCUGGGGUGCUGUGUCCUCACUUAGGAGCCAAAACGACAAAAUCCUGGCUAAUAUUUGGGAAGUUCUCCUCGCUCGGGUGUUGAAUCACAUUUGUAUAGAAUGUUUGAUGGAUGGAAAAGCUUUCCCAAGUGAUCCACCAGGAAGAGAUUUCAUGUUCUGCUCUGAUCUCAUUAGAGAAGUGGCUGUACAAAGGUGCAGCUUCUAUGGACGGUUGGAUCUUGAUCUUCUAAGGAUGCAGUGCAGCCACAACUCGGAUUCCUGUUUGGAUGCAAUUUACUUAGAUGGGACAGGCAGCUGCAUCUCUUGA